Molecule: messenger RNA, 4390 nt
Organism: Lethenteron reissneri (Far Eastern brook lamprey)
Lineage: Eukaryota; Metazoa; Chordata; Hyperoartia; Petromyzontiformes; Petromyzontidae
Product: BTB/POZ domain-containing protein 3-like
Biological process (GO): neurogenesis
Cellular component (GO): cytosol
Molecular function (GO): protein binding
Source: RefSeq, a predicted model, not a curated record
GUCGCUUUAUUCCGAAGCCCACCACCACCAGCAUCAUCAUCAGCAGCACCACCACCAGCACCACCACCAGCAUCAUCAUCAUCAGCAGCAGCACCACCACCGCAUCAUCAGCAGGGUUUUGUGCCGUCGCUUGCCGAGCCGCAGCAUCAUCGUGCUAUCGGGUUGCCGGGAGGAGGAGGAGGAGAGGGGGCCAUGUGGACAACAACUCAGCCGCUUCCUUGCCCAGACUCUUUCCGUGUCCACGCCUGUGCCCGCCUGCGCUAGGCAGCCUCCCUCCUCCCUCUCCUCGUCACAGGCGCACUUGGCAGGCGGCAGGCAGAGGAACACCCCGCAGAGAGAGAGAGAGGCUGCGUCUAGUAGCACAGGGAGAAGUAACUGUCGACACCGCGGCGCAGAGAUAUCGAUACGUAACGCAGACAGCGCGAGAGACGCGUGGAGAUACAUGAGAGACGUGGGGGGGGAGAGACACGAUACACAGAGACACGAUACAGAGACACGAUACAGAGAGACAGGUGGCUAGGGGGGGGGCGAGAGAGGGAGACGGCGGGACACGCGAAACGGCGCUUCUGGAAGCAGCAGGAGGAGGAGGAAGAGUUUGUGUUGACUCGAGAGGAGUUUGUUUGUGUUGACUCAAGAGUAGGCGACUUGGCUGGGGAGGGGGUACACGCGUGGUGCUGCUGCUGGUGCUGUGCACGCCGCACCGAGACGACUCGUGGGGCCAGCAGCAGCAGCUGUGGUGCCACUGCUGCUGCUGCUGCUGCAGUGGCUGUGUUGUGUCCGCUCGGCCGUCUCCACCACCACUCCCACCACUACCACCACCACACACACUCCCACCACCACCACUCCCACCACACACACACACUGCCUUGCUCUCUGCGCGGUCGUGACAUUUCCUCGCCUCCACUAGAGACGACCACCAGCCGCUACUGGCGGCUGUGACAGCAGCAGCAACAGCAACAAGAGCAGCAGCAACAACAACAGCAGCAACAACAACAGGAGCAACAACAGCAGCAGCAACAACAGCAACAACAAGAGCAGCAACAGCAACAACAACAGCAGAAGCAGCAACAACAAGAGCAGCAACAACAGCAACAACAAGAGCAGCAACAACAACAGCAGAAGCAGCAACAACAAGAGCAGCAACAACAGCAACAGCAACAACAAGAGCAGCAACAACAGCAACAACAAGAGCAGCAACAACAGCAACAGCAACAACAAGAGCAGCAACAACAGCAACAACAACAAUAGCAGCAACAGCAACAACAACAGCAACAACAACAACAGUAACAGCAGCAUCAGCAUCGUGUGAGCUGCUGCUACUGCUGCUGCUGCCGCCCGUGUGAGUGCUCACUGCGUGCGAGUGAGUGCUCACAGCGCCGACUCGCCAGCGACGUCGUGAACAUGUCGGGGGACAUGUUCCUCGCCAAGAAGGCGGCGGCGGCGUCGGCGUCGCCGUCGGCUGCGUCGAGUUUGCAGUUCCACAACGCGGAGAACGACGCGAGGAGCAGCCGCAGCAAGAGCACCGACUGGCAGGGUCUCUACUCCACCAUCCGGGAGAGGAACGCGGUGAUGUUCAACAGCGAGAUGAUGGCCGACGUGCACUUUGUGGUGGGGCCACCCGGAGCCACCAAGCGUAUCCCCGCACACAAGUACGUGCUGGCGGUGGGCAGCUCGGUGUUCUACGCCAUGUUCUACGGCGGCCUCGCCGAGAGCGGCCACGAGGUUCACAUCCCCGACGUGGAGCCGACGGCCUUCCUCGCGCUGCUCCGCUACCUCUACUGCGACGAGAUGGAGCUGGACGCCGACACGGCCCUCGCCACGCUGUACGCCGCCAAGAAGUACCUGGUGCCCGACCUCGCGCGGGCCUGCGUGGCCUUCCUCGAGACGGAGCUGAGCGCCGCCAACGCGUGCACGCUGCUGUCGCAGGGCCGCCUCUUCGGCGAGCCGGAGCUGACGCAGCACUGCUGGGAGGUGGUGGACGCGCAGGCCGAGCUGGCGCUGCGCUCCGAGGCGUUCCGCGAGCUCGACGAGGCCACGCUGGCCAGCGUGGUGGCGCGCGACACCCUCAACGCGACCGAGGCCACCGUCUUCGAGGCCGCCCUCGGCUGGGCCGAGGCCGAGUGCGCCCGCCGGGGCCUGGCGCCCACGCCCGCCGGGCGGCGCCGCGCGCUGGGCCGGACCCUGCACCUGCUGCGGGUGCCCGCAAUGGGCGUGGAGGAGUUCGCCGACGUGGUGGCGCAGUCGGGGCUGCUCACGCCCACCGAGGUGAACGCCGUCUUCCUGUGGCACACGGCGCGCUUCAAGCCCUCGCUGCCCUUCCCCACGGAGGGCCGGGCGGGCCUGCCGCCGCGCCGCUGCCACCGCUUCCAGAGCUGCGCCUACCGCAGCAACCAGUGGCGCUACCGGGGCCGCUGCGACUCGAUCCAGUUCGCGGUGGACCAGCGCGUCUUCCUGUCGGGCCUCGGGCUGUACGGCUCGAGCGGCAAGCGCGCCGAGUACGGCGUCGGCCUGGAGCUCAAGCGGCAGGGCGGCGGGCUGCUGGCGCAGCGCCAGACCACCUUCGCCUCCGACGGCUCCUCGUCCACCUUCCCCGUCUGGUUCGAGCACCCCGUGCGGAUCGAGCCCGACGCCUUCUACACGGCGAGCGUCGUGCUGGAGGGCAGCGAACUGAGCUACUUUGGGCAGGAGGGCCUCACGGAGGUGACGUGCGGGAACGUCACCUUCCAGUUCCAGUGCUCGUCGGACAGCACCAACGGCACCGGCGUGCAGGGCGGACAGAUCCCCGAGCUCAUCUUCUACUGCUGAGGCGCACCGCGGCGGCGGCGAGCGGAGGUCGUUAAGCGUCUCUGACGUCGGAGUCGAGGCGUUUUGUACUUCCCCCGGAUCCGAGGCGACGUUAGUCACACGACUGUAAUGAUGUACGGGAAUGUAGAAGUGAGCAAAAUGUCCUCGGAUGAUGAUGAUGAUAAUAAUCUAGUCGAGUGAAAAACCGCCAUGCUCAAAACGUGUGUUUAAAGUUAUAAUAGGCGUAUCGAGAGAAAAUGAAAUGGUUUUAUGAAAGAUUAUGGAGAUGAAGAAACUUGUCACGAAAUGACAAGAUCAUUCCUGUGCGUAAAUCACUGGGUAAACAGCGCGCGAUGAUAGAGUUAGCAAUUUACACUGGCCUCAUGCACGCGUCUGUGCCUCUGGAGAUGUCACGCCAUCGCUACUGGAAGAGAAUCCUUAUUUCAGCUGAAAAAUAAAUAAAACGCCCUGUUGGGCGAAGUAAACAAAAUUAUACAUAUAUAUUGUCUUGUGCUUACUGAGCACAUCGGAUUAGCAUUUCAGUCCUUGCAGUGGGUGCCGGGACACGUGGAAGUAUCACGGCGCAGCACUCCUGCGACCAGAGGAAAUUGUCGGCUUUGCCAAUUACCGAUUGUGACGAAUGCAUAAGUUCACUUUCACGAACGCGUUUAAAUGUUCUCAUAUAUUACACGGGCUGGAACAAUGUCUGUUUGCAUCAUAACGGAAUUCAUGAACUGCGUAGGAUAAGGUAAUUUAAAAAAUAAUAAUUCUCUAAGUUUGCAUGUUUUUUGCCUUCUUAGCAGUCUGCAGUAUACAUUACUAAUUAUGCCAUUGGUGCAUUGAUGACAACUUUGUAUUAAUUGGUAAAGUCAUCAUUACAUUUGAUUCGGUGUAUUGGCAGAAAUAUUCUGAUAUGAUUCCUCUUAAAAUAAUUUCAAUGAAGGUACUGUUGUUUUAUCAAUGCAGUUCAUCUAUUAAUAAACUCCUGAUGACAUUUGCUACGAAUCACAUUUUUUAUCUCUGUGCUUCAUAGUCAAACUGUACAAUCUAUAAGCUCCCAUGGACAAAUCUAGAACGAGAACAUUUGAUUUUCUCUUUUCUCUCCGUGUUUCCCCUUGUAGGAUUACGCGUGGUUGUGAUUUGAAUCGUUUUUUGUUCAGCCUCAGAAGUUUAUUGUGUCCCAAAUGAUGCUUAGAACUCAUAGCUGGGCACUGUCUUUGGUUGCUUUGUGUACGAGUCUAAAACAUUUCAUUUCGCUAUGCAAAAACAAAAUCCAAUUAAUCCAGACACACGCCUGCUAAGUAGGAAUGCCACUGGAACAUAACGUGUACCACAUUUACAGCCGCUGUUGUGUUCGUUCACUGUCUCUUGUUAGUGUGUUCGCUUACACGUGCAUACGCUUAUAUUUUUAUAUAACAUAUUUGUAUAUUGUGUAAACCUGUACAGACUUAUAGCACCUUAGCGAAUUUGCGCAAUGAUUUGGUUGUAUUUAUUGUAAUGUUUUUGUAUUAAUAUAUGGAGCUUAAUUUGCGUAUGUGUUAGGUUGGGAAUGCUGGUCGUCGUAUUUGUAUUUUAAAAGCUGAAAAAAUAAAAAGAUAGCCUAUGU